Messenger RNA from Impatiens glandulifera, 1002 nucleotides. RefSeq names its product probable LRR receptor-like serine/threonine-protein kinase At3g47570. NCBI's taxonomy places the organism in Eukaryota, Viridiplantae, Streptophyta, Magnoliopsida, Ericales, Balsaminaceae. The record is from RefSeq and is a predicted model, not a curated record. The transcript is spliced from 2 exons. Gene Ontology annotation, biological process: protein phosphorylation. Gene Ontology annotation, molecular function: protein kinase activity; ATP binding. The coding region runs from base 1 to 1002 and encodes 333 amino acids.
AUGUCAUUUCUUCUUGUUGUUUCUUUCAUUGUCAUCGUAGUGUGUAAGAAAUGUCGCGGAAUAGAUGACAAGAAGAAUAUAGUUCCUCCAGAUGUUUUGGGACCAGAUAUUGAGCAUAGGAUGAUUUCUUACUCGGAGCUUGUUCGUGCCACCGAAAACUUCUCUGAAUCGAACCUACUCGGUUCAGGAAGCUACGGUGUUGUCUACAGAGGUAUACUCGCGGACGACAGUACAAUAGUUGCUGUAAAAGUAUUGAAUUUGCAACAAGAGGGUGCUUACAAGAGUUUCGAUGCAGAGUGUCGUGUGCUGCGAUCUGUUCGACAUAGAAACCUUGUGAAAGUGAUUACUUCUUGUUCUAAUCCUGAGUUCAAAGCCUUGAUUCUCCAAUACAUGUCCAACGGUAGCCUUGACAAAUGGCUAUAUACUCAAAACUACCGGUUGGAUCUACUCCAAAGGUUGAGCAUCAUGCUGGAUGUGGCAUUUGCUUUGGAGUAUCUCCAUCAUGGUCAAAUUGAGCCAGUGAUUCACUGUGAUCUAAAACCAAGCAAUGUUCUUUUGAACGAUGAAAUGGUGGGUCAUUUGGGUGAUUUUGGAAUUGCAAAGAUUUUAGCUGAAGGCGAUAAGACUGCAGCUAACACUAAGACAUUAGGCACCAUAGGAUAUAUAGCACCAGAAUAUGGUUCGGAAGGAAUGGUGUCAACAAAUGGAGAUGUUUAUAGCUAUGGCAUUAUGCUAAUGGAAACAAUGACAGGGAAGAAGCCAACUGAGGAGAUGUUCAACGAGAGUAGAACCUUGAGGGAAUGGGUUAAGGAAUCAUACCCGGACUCUGUUUUCGAGGUUAUUGAUGCAAGUAUAUUUGUGCUAGGGAAAAAAGAUUGUUGCUCUUCUAUAAUAGAAGUAGCUUUAAAUUGCUCUAGAGAAGGGCCGGGAGAGAGAAUCAGCAUGAAAGAGGUUGUGUUAACAUUAAGCAAAAUCAAACAAAGGUUACUAUUGGAUACCUAG